Varroa destructor (honeybee mite) is the source of this 623-nucleotide messenger RNA. It is a transcript of the gene Pomp, whose product is annotated as proteasome maturation protein. The record is from RefSeq and is a predicted model, not a curated record. Gene Ontology annotation, cellular component: cytoplasm; nucleus. Lineage: Eukaryota; Metazoa; Arthropoda; Arachnida; Mesostigmata; Varroidae. Gene Ontology annotation, biological process: proteasome assembly.
UUGGUGAUGCCAUAAAACUGUCCUUUUACAGAUCUUUGAAGCCAAUAGUUAUUUUAGAAUCUUUUGAUGAAAUUCUUUAUUAGUGUGCUUCACUGUCCUAGGAAAUCUAAAUUUAAGACCUUCAUUGUACGUGAAAAAAAAUGACGUCAGCUAACCCGCUUCAGGAAAUCGGUGAAUUCGCCGUACAUGAUACGUUCCGUGAUGGAUUCACGAGCGUCAAGUCUAGCUUAGCCUCUGGUCACGUCUUGGAGGUUAGCGAAAGGCAGUUCUACGCCAAAGAGGACGCUCUUCGUCUGGGAACCGCCCGUAAAAUGCAAGGACUUCAUGCUCCUCUCAGGUUGAUGACAGAGCUCAGAGCAUGCCGGACUAUUGGCCGACUACCGUGCAUGGUUUCCUCGAACCUCAUGCAAGACACUCUUCGCGGGAACGACGAUAUAAUUACAUUUGAUGAUAUUUUCAAUGAUCCGGCUAAUACCGAAAUGCUACGGCACCCUCACGCAGUAAUGGACAAAAUUAAUUGGUCCGGAUUUUAACCGAACAGCAAAGUACAGCGUCCAAGCUAUCGCUUCGUUUAAGCAAAUAAAUAUAUAUACAGAUUUCACACGAAGUUUGGUCACCAUAAA